UUGGGCGCCAUUUUGAAAAGGGAAAAAAAAAUACGGCGGCGGUGGCGGCGGCGGCGGCCGGGCUGAGGUGCUUGGGCGGCAGCAGCACGGCGGCCGCCUCCUACGUCCGCCGCCGCCUCGGCGCCCGGCCGCGCCGGCGGCCGACCGGCCAUGGCAGGAGCCGGAGGCGGCGGCUGCCCUGCGGGCGGCAACGACUUGCAGUGGUGUUUCUCGCAGGUCAAGGGGGCCGUGGACGAGGACGUGGCGGAAGCUGAUGUCAUCUCAACUGUGGAAUUUAGUCACUCUGGAGAUCUUCUUGCAACAGGAGACAAGGGCGGCAGAGUGGUUAUUUUUCAGCGGGAACAAGAGAAUAAAAGCCGCCCUCAUUCCAGGGGGGAAUAUAACGUUUACAGUACCUUUCAAAGUCACGAACCAGAGUUUGACUAUUUGAAGAGUCUAGAAAUUGAAGAAAAAAUUAAUAAAAUUAGGUGGUUACCACAGCAGAGUGCUGCGCAUUUUCUGCUCUCUACAAAUGAUAAAACUAUUAAAUUAUGGAAAAUAAGUGAACGGGAUAAAAGAGCAGAAGGCUAUAACUUAAAAGAUGAAGAUGGACGACUUCGAGAUCCAUUUAGAAUCACGGCACUACGGGUCCCAAUAUUGAAGCCCAUGGACCUUAUGGUAGAAGCAAGUCCACGACGAAUUUUUGCAAAUGCUCACACAUAUCAUAUAAAUUCCAUUUCAGUAAAUAGUGAUCAUGAAACAUAUCUUUCUGCAGAUGACCUGAGAAUUAAUCUAUGGCAUUUAGAAAUCACAGAUAGAAGUUUUAACAUCGUGGACAUCAAGCCUGCCAACAUGGAAGAGCUGACGGAGGUGAUCACGGCGGCUGAGUUCCACCCGCACCAGUGUAACGUGCUCGUCUACAGCAGCAGCAAGGGGACCAUCAGACUGUGCGACAUGCGCUCCUCCGCCCUGUGCGACCGACACUCCAAGUUUUUCGAAGAGCCGGAAGACCCCAGCAGUAGGUCCUUCUUCUCAGAAAUAAUCUCCUCUGUGUCCGACGUGAAGUUCAGCCACAGCGGUCGGUACAUGAUGACCCGAGAUUACCUGUCGGUGAAGGUGUGGGACCUCAACAUGGAGAGCCGGCCUGUCGAGACCCACCAGGUCCACGAGUACCUUCGAAGUAAGCUGUGUUCCCUGUACGAAAAUGACUGCAUCUUUGACAAGUUUGAGUGCUGCUGGAACGGCUCCGACAGUGCAAUCAUGACUGGGUCCUACAACAACUUCUUCAGAAUGUUCGAUAGGACUACAUGGAGGGACGUCACGCUGGAAGCUUCCAGGGAGAACAGCAAGCCUCGCGCCAGCUUGAAGCCUCGCCGAGUGUGUGCAGGUGGGAAGAGAAAGAAGGACGAGGUGAGCGUGGACAGCCUGGACUUCAGCAAGAAGAUUCUGCACACGGCCUGGCACCCGGCGGAGAACACCAUCGCCGUGGCUGCUACCAAUAACCUGUACAUAUUCCAGGACAAGGCCAACUAAGGAGGCAGCGGGACCUGCGUCUCGUGCAGAAUCGCGCCUGGUCGUUCGGUGCCAGAGGACAGGCGACAUCCUCUCCGUGAAGAGCAGGGAUGCCCUCCUGCCUCCGCCCAGACUGCACGGGCUGGCCGCGUGGGUGCCCACGGGCUUCCGCUUCAGCAAGGUGAGCCCUGGGUGUCGCUGCUCAGGUGAGAACCCUGCUCGAAGCACAGUGAUGGACAGGACUCAAAGGAGGCCGUUGCUAAAAUAAACAUAUGUAUUGAAGUCUGAGCCUUCCUUCCAAUUUAUAGACCAAAAAUUAACAUCCAAGAGGAAAGUUGUCAGAUUCAGUGUCUCCUCCCGUCCAGCUCCGCUGUCAUCCUGGGGCCUCCACGUGCGUGGCGGCUGCCUGCCUUCCCUCGGCCUCUCGGCCCAGGCGGGGCCCCGGCCGGCGCGGAGAUUCGGCCGAGCGGGCUCAGGCCGCUGUACUCCCAUCGCGCCUCUGGUGUAACCGCCUAAUAAAAGCAACACACUCUAAAACGUGUUUUUAAGUCCAAA
This is a messenger RNA of Mesoplodon densirostris (Blainville's beaked whale), 2046 nucleotides long. RefSeq names its product protein phosphatase 2 regulatory subunit Bdelta (gene PPP2R2D). Gene Ontology annotation, molecular function: protein phosphatase regulator activity; protein binding. The coding region runs from base 151 to 1512 and encodes 453 amino acids. The record is from RefSeq and is a predicted model, not a curated record. The transcript is spliced from 10 exons. Gene Ontology annotation, cellular component: protein phosphatase type 2A complex; cytosol. Gene Ontology annotation, biological process: peptidyl-serine dephosphorylation. NCBI's taxonomy places the organism in Eukaryota, Metazoa, Chordata, Mammalia, Artiodactyla, Ziphiidae.